Entamoeba dispar SAW760 is the source of this 736-nucleotide messenger RNA. RefSeq names its product ubiquitin ligase E3 alpha, putative. The annotation marks the transcript as partial. Gene Ontology annotation, molecular function: zinc ion binding; ubiquitin protein ligase activity. Gene Ontology annotation, cellular component: cytoplasm; ubiquitin ligase complex. The record is from RefSeq and is a predicted model, not a curated record. Gene Ontology annotation, biological process: protein ubiquitination; ubiquitin-dependent protein catabolic process via the N-end rule pathway. The transcript has a single exon. NCBI's taxonomy places the organism in Eukaryota, Evosea, Mastigamoebida, Endamoebidae.
AUGGUGGAAAACAUUAUUGGAACUACCCUUGAUUCUGCUAUAAGGUCAUGUCAAAACCUUGUUCAUACAAGGCAUUGUCGUUCUGUUGGAUAUGGCCAAAAAUCACUUAUUUAUCAUUGCAAAACAUGUUCAAAAAAUGAGAGUGCUUGUUUAUGUGCAUUAUGCUUUAAUAGCAGCAACCAUAAAGGUCAUGACUAUUCAAUUACUGAAGUGUCAAAUUUUACUUGUGAUUGUGGAGAUGAAACUCAAUGGAAAGAAGAAGGGUUUUGUCCUCUUCAUGGGAAAUCAUUUACAGGAAAUUUAGUAUCAUUACUUCCAGCUGAGUAUAAAGGGUUUCCUAAAAAAAUGAAGCAGUGUAUUAAAAAGUAUGUGUUUGAAUUAAUAGGGGACAAUAUUACAGAAGUAGAAAAGAUUGGUGAUAUUAUUUUAAAAUUAAUGCGAGUUGAUUUAUUUUAUUUAAUUAUUGCAGAGCUCUUAACAAAACAAUUCUCCCCUUCAUCGUCUAUUCUCAUUGAACAGUUUCAUCAACAACAGAUUACCUAUCAUGAAUUUUUGUAUGAAAAAAUGUUUACAUUAUCAAAAUUACCAACAACAUUAACUCGAAUUUUAACAUCAUUUCAAACUGAUUUAACUUUGAUUCAUUUUGACCAUGAAAUAAUUUAUAAACUCUUUAUUUAUUCAUUGGAGUAUUCUCAGCAUUUAUUGAAUGAAGUUUUUUGUAAUACCUUUAUCUUUC